CAGCGAAAUUACUUCAAGGAGAAAUUCAAUUCGGGGCUUUUAUUGUAAGAUAUCUCCUAGAGUACAUAUUGAUUUAACACACAGAUAAGUGACCGCAGCACGGCACACAUAGUGCAGUAAAAAAAAAAAAAAAAUCGUUAUCCUGCCUCGAUAGUGUCCAUACCGUGCGAUCCUUUGAAGCAAUACCACCGCGUCUGGUUAUAACGAAAACAGCGUCCACGCAUAUUGCGUCGCAUGUCACGGGUUGCUGCUUAAAUUUAGAUCUCCAUGUCACAGGAUUGCCGGGUCGUUGCAUCGAUUCAAAAGAUUCAAAUUUGGUAGAAAAGUUACAGAACAAAGAAAAACGUCCACCAAAACAACUUUGCGUGUGUAAAACAGUGGCGUGUGUCAUGCAUGGGGAAACAGACGACGGCGAAGCCUAAACAUUAUAACACGUUCUUAUGUGAUUAACCGCCCUCUCAGUGUCUUGGCAUGUCACUUUAGCAGUGUACUGCAAUAUUUACAGAGAAUAUUCAUAGUUCACUGUGACCUGUACCUGUGUUAUAAUUGAAGAAUAACAUCGAUAUCAAAGCAAAACAAAGAAUAACUUGAUCGUACACAACUCGUGAUCGGUAAUAGCUGAAAUAUUGGCCCUCUACGAGUGACGUUGCGACCCUAUAUAACCGAUAAUUUUCUGUCGGCUGACAUUAUUAACUAAGAGGAAAGAGCGAUCUCGCUUUCAACACUCAAAGGAGCUAAAAUGGGUUUCGACAUUGAAAGAUUUACCGGAAAAGUCAACGAAGGGCUUUUAUGUUCGAUCUGCCGCGACGUUCUGGAAGAACCUUUACAAGCACCUUGCGAGCACGCGUUUUGUUCGACUUGUAUACACGCGUGGCUUACACAUUAUAACACUUGCCCAGAAGACCGUUUACCGUUAUGGCCGAGCGACUUGAAGCCGAUUUUCAGGUACAUGAAAAAUGAUUUGGAUGCAUUGAAAAUACGAUGCGACAACGAAGUACGAGGUUGUAAGGCAUUGGUGCGUUUAGACGCGCUGAAAACGCAUUCAAAGGAGGAAUGUGGUUUUGUUUUGGUGAAGUGUCCAAACGAAGGUUGUAACGAGGAACUCGCUAGACGCGAUCUGGAGGCGCACUGUAUGGCGUGCAGGUUCCAGACGGCCGAAUGCAGUAAAGGUUGUGGCCUUAAAGUGAGCAAAAGUGAAGAAUCCGGGCACAACUGUAUAGCAGAAUUGCGCAAAGCCCUAACUAAACAACAACAGGAAAGCGACGCCAAGAUUCGUGAGCUUAAAAAAGAAAUGGAGUCGCGACUUGAUUCACAUCGCGUUCACAUGGUGUACAAGGAAGCCACGCUUCAAAAUCAAAUCGAGGAUUUGAAAUCUCAGGUGACGGAACUGAUGCGCGAGACUAAAUCACUGAAAGCGCAGAAGAGAGAAGAACUUCAGAGUGAAGAUCCCGAAAGGAAAGAAAUCUUGGAAUGGUUGAGAAGCUUGAAAUAUCAAGAUGAAAUUGCCGAGAGAUAUUGCAGCAGUUGUAACAAGCGGUAUCUGUAUGUGAGAAAGGAUACAAUACACUGCUUAAAUGAUCAGGUUAACCUGAGCUGCUCGUCCCCAACUGAGGAAGACGCUAUUCUGAGCCACAUCCGAAGCUCCCGCGGGACAAAGCCUCGAAGCUGGUGCCCGAGUCCCGUGGGUACGGGUCAAGCCGCGGCUCUACCUCGCUUUCAAAGCGAGGAGUCCUCGUUGAACAGAGCCGUACUGGAAUCAUGGCGUCGAACGCCUGAUGUUUCCGCCACACCAUGUACAAACUAAAACGCAUCUAUGCGCUUAGAACUCAUCUUUAUUAAUUAUUAAAGGACUAAAUGGAUUGCUGCUUUAAGUUAAAGUUUGCAUUGGAGAUAAAGAGGACAUUCGCUUUUCAGCAACAGUUGCUAUAAACUAAAACUCGUAAAAAAAGAAGGUAAACCGGUAAUUCACAUGCUUGAAUUUUUACUCCAAAACACUUUAAAUAUUAGAUCCUGCAGCGUGUCCUUAAUGCUUUUGUCCCGAGUAUUUAUACCGGCGUAAGCGUCUCUUGUGAAAAAAAAGGAACUACAGAUGUACUCUUUCGAGUAGUUCAAAAGUUCCACAUUUCACGCAAAAAGGGGAGAAAAAUUAUCCUUACUGUAAAGCAUGGCACAGCCUAUUGAAACGACUUCACUUAAAUUCCCCAGCUAAGAUAAACACGGACACUCGUAUCAAGUUUCAAGUUUAAUGUAAAAUUGUAGCGAAUUUCAUUGGUACAAACAAAUCGAACGGUUUCCUAGGUCUAUUUAAUUUAACGUUACAUGCUUUUGUAACGCCACAAUUUCUACAAUAAAUUUAACUUUAACUUCAACUUUAAUAUCCGCAGAAUAAAAGUUGAAUUUUAA
Messenger RNA from Stylophora pistillata, 2403 nucleotides. RefSeq names its product E3 ubiquitin-protein ligase NRDP1. Gene Ontology annotation, molecular function: zinc ion binding. The record is from RefSeq and is a predicted model, not a curated record. NCBI's taxonomy places the organism in Eukaryota, Metazoa, Cnidaria, Anthozoa, Scleractinia, Pocilloporidae.